This is a messenger RNA of Protobothrops mucrosquamatus (brown spotted pit viper), 1912 nucleotides long. RefSeq names its product glutaredoxin 2 (gene GLRX2). Lineage: Eukaryota; Metazoa; Chordata; Lepidosauria; Squamata; Viperidae. The transcript has 4 exons. The coding region runs from base 57 to 482 and encodes 141 amino acids. The record is from RefSeq and is a predicted model, not a curated record.
AAGCAGACCCGUCUUCCGGAGGCGGAGUCUCGGGGGCUGCUGUUCGCAUUUGGCUGAUGGCUGUGAGGGCGCUGCAGAGGGUUUGGGUGCUCAGAAUGGGGAACAAUGCAUCUGCUACUACAGCAAUAUCUAAUACUGCUAUAGCAAACCAAAUAAAAGAUGCUAUAUCAGAUAAUUGUGUUGUGAUCUUCUCAAAAAGCAGUUGUUCCUACUGCAAAAUGGCAAAGAAACUAUUUCAAGAAAUGAAUGUGAAUUAUAAAGCCAUAGAACUUGAUAGAUAUGAAAAUGGAAGCCAGUUUCAGGAUAUCCUUCAUCAAAUGACAGGCAGCCGGACAGUUCCCAGAAUAUUUAUCAAUGGAAAUUUUGUCGGAGGUGCUACAGAUACUCAGCAACUUCACAGGGAGGGUAAACUGCUACCAUUAGUUCACCAGUGCCAGAUCCAAAGAGAAAGAAACUCAGUACAUUCAUAUGGUUUUCCUUGAUGUUUUAAAUAAAACGUGACAAUCUUUAAUUUAUAAAUCCAGAUUUAACUUUAGCAACUUAUCUGUAAAAAAAUGCUUCAACAAUAUUGAAUUGUCCCAAAAUAUAUUGGCUAGUAAAUAUGCAGAUUGCAACCAUACAAGGGUUCCUGGUAGAAAACUAAGCAGCUAGACAUACAAAUGCUGCAAUAAACCUUGUCCCAUUAAGUCAAUUCUGGAAACUAAGUUUAAGAGCAAUGCCACCUGCACUCAAAUAUAUAGCAAUACUCCCAGGAUGAUUUUGGCAUACCUAUGAGCACGUGCACAAUAAUCAGCUGCCGUCCAUGACAAUUUGCUCAUUGUUUGAUGUUCCUGCAACUAUAAAGCUAAACUGUCUGUGAAUGCUCCCUUUCUCUCAGGAAAUUGGGCAUUGGCAAAUUGGUAUAUCAAACAGAAAAAGUGAAAAGAGACCUGGACAACACAAAAAUCAGAAGAUGGAAUGCUGGAAACAGACACGGAGCACAGAUAAAGCAGUCAUUGGAAAGGGAGAAACUGAACUCAGCUUAAUUCUUCCUUUCUCUUCCACGUAUUUCCUCCUUUUUGUAUGCUUUCUCUCAUCGUGGAGUUUGAAUUUCUGGUUAGCCCUCAGCCCAUGAAUCUUUGUGCAGUCAGAUACAAAGAAGGCCUCUGCCUCUUUUUAAAGUUAUACAGAAAGGGAAUGCCAGCAAAUGGGCAAAGAGUAGAUCUGAAGAAAGCAGAGAAUAUAGAUUGAAUAAGCCUUUUGGGAUGAGAUAUAUAGACUACUUUUAUAUAUGUUAAAGUUCUACUUCACUUGAACCUACAUGUGUGUAACUGUAGUUUUUGCUGUCAACUUUGCUAGUCUUUGUGUUUAGGAAGUGGUAUUCUGUAAAAUCGGUGUUCAUUCUCGGUAAAGGCAACAUCGCUGCCCUUUUCCCAGUUUAAAUAUGUCCAAGCUAAUCUAUCCUUGCCUGAUUAAUUUUGUAGUUUAUUUAGGCAGUGUAUCAGAAUCGCCUUUUAACAACACAUAACAUGAAGGACUUUUGGAAUUAGGUAUCUAAUUCUGAUUAGGUAAAAAGGACCUCAUCAGCUAUAUGUAGCAAAUAUUGAUAAAUGAUUUACAAAUGGGUGAAUAGUUUCGAAAACCUUGCAAAAAUUAAUAUGCAAGUCAGAUUGAGCGUUUUUCCCCAAAAAGGUGGUGUUCUUGUCCUAGUGAUAAGGUUUUUGUCAGAUAGAAAUUUAUAAUGUCCAGAUUGCUAGAUGACAUAUUUCAUUAUCAAAGCUUCUUGAAAAUGUGACCUCUUUGUGGCUUGCAAUUGGAUUGAUAUUUAUGAAAUAGAACUUUAUGUGUAUAUGAAAAAACAAUUACUGUGACUUAAUGUCCUUCCUCUUUGUGUAAUAUAUUUGCAUUAAACAAUACCAAAUAUUUAUCAGAA